Pyricularia pennisetigena is the source of this 1059-nucleotide messenger RNA. RefSeq lists its product as uncharacterized. The record is from RefSeq and is a predicted model, not a curated record. Gene Ontology annotation, molecular function: molecular adaptor activity; protein binding. The transcript is spliced from 2 exons. Gene Ontology annotation, biological process: post-translational protein targeting to endoplasmic reticulum membrane. NCBI's taxonomy places the organism in Eukaryota, Fungi, Ascomycota, Sordariomycetes, Magnaporthales, Pyriculariaceae. Gene Ontology annotation, cellular component: membrane; TRC complex. Bases 1 to 1059 code for a protein of 352 amino acids.
AUGUCAACUACAUCACAACAGCGCCUGGCGCUGGCCAUCUGCGACUUUCUAAACACAUCGGCCAAGGAUGGUACCCUUGCCGCCGACGAUAGCGAGUCAAUCGAGGUCGCCGUGAACUGCAUCGCCGAGUGCUUCAAGGUCGACCCCACAGACAAGGCCGCGGUGACCGCCGCCGUCGGCGACCAGAACCUGUUGAAGAUCUACGGCGUCUACGAGAAGCUCAAGGGCGCCGGGUCAAGCAGCAGUGCUGGCAACAGCAGCGCCCCUGCAUCUGCCGCCUCGGCCGCACCCACGGAUGAGCAGAAGAGUCAAGCCGAUGCCCUCAAGUCCAAGGGCAACGCCGCCAUGGCGCAAAAGGACUACGCCCAGGCCAUCGACCUGUACACGCAGGCCCUGGCCCUGCAUCCGGGCAACGCCAUCUACCUGUCUAACCGCGCCGCCGCCCAUUCGGCUGCCAAGGACCACGAGUCUGCACGCGCGGACGCCGAGGCCGCCGUCGCAGUCGACCCCACCUACACCAAGGCGUGGAGCCGCCUCGGGCUGGCGCGGUUCGCGCUCGGCGACGCAAAGGGCUCCAUGGAGGCCUACCAGAAGGGCAUCGAGUACGAGGGCAACGGUGGCAGCGAUGCCAUGAAGAAAGGCUUCGAGACGGCCAAAAGGCGCGUCGAGGAGAUGGACCUGGACACUACGCGCGGUUCCGGGGGUCCGGGCGCUGGUGGCAUGCCCGACCUGAGCAGCUUGGCCAGCAUGUUGGGUGGCGGCGCUGGCCGCGGCGAGGGCGGCGGCAUGCCCGACUUUGCCAGCAUCAUGCAGAACCCCAUGUUUGCGUCCAUGGCGCAGAACCUCAUGAGCAACCCGGACCUGAUGAACAACCUGAUGAGCAACCCCAGGCUCAGGGAGAUGGCCAACUCUUUUGGAGGUGGUGGUGGCAUGCCGGAUAUGUCGCAGCUCAUGUCUGACCCGUCGAUCGCCGAGAUGGCAAGGUCGAUGAUGGGAGGCGGCGGUCCUGGUGCUGGUCCUAAUGCCGGCCCCGGUGCCGGUCGGGGUGGUUCCCAGUAG